Vigna radiata var. radiata (mung bean) is the source of this 1520-nucleotide messenger RNA. RefSeq lists its product as uncharacterized. The transcript has 6 exons. The coding region runs from base 98 to 1378 and encodes 426 amino acids. NCBI's taxonomy places the organism in Eukaryota, Viridiplantae, Streptophyta, Magnoliopsida, Fabales, Fabaceae. The record is from RefSeq and is a predicted model, not a curated record.
GAGAAAGUCAUUUUUCCCAAGGCUGAAAGCACUUAUCAUAAGAGAAUGCAACAAAUUGAAAUGCAUCUUUCCCAUUUCAACUUCGGAACUGGUACCCAUGUUAGAAGCUCUGUUAAUCAUGGAAGCAAGUAUGCUAGAGGAAGUAUUCGAAGGAAACAGUGAUGAAAAGGUUGAGAUUCCAAAUUUGAAAACUGCAGGCUUUGUUGAACUUCCAAGCCUUCGCCAGAAGAUUGAAUUUCUUACCGUAAAACAUUGUUUGGUGAGGAAUUGUCCAAAACUGUACUUCUCUUCAUUCCCUCAAGAUCUCAAACAUUUUUCUAUGAGAGAAUAUUUCAAACAUGGGUACGUCGAGGAGAUAAUAAGUGGAGCUCUUGGUAAUCUUAAUCCCGAAGAGAAUCGCUAUGAAGAAGACUCUGCAAUUGGGACUGAAGUUGAAGCAGCAUCAUUCAGAGGGAGUGAGUUAACUUCAUCACAGAACAAUGCAAACCAAUCUACUCUUGCCAAGAUUGAUGAAGACAACCAACAACAUGAGGAUGUAGUGAAAGAAAGCAAAGAAAGAGUAGAGGAAGAACAACAAAUUGUUGGAAAAGCUUCAUCAAUGCCAAUAUCACCAACAGAUUUUCCUCAACAUAAAACACAUUCACCAGAAAAGGAAGAAGAAGAAAUGGCCAUACCUUCUUCAAAUCUUAACACAGAGCCUCCUAUAACUAAAGAUGUUAAUGAUGGAGAUUUUCAGGGAACAUCAAAUUCAGUCGUUACCAAUUCUCAAAAUACUAAUUCUACAGAAGCGACAGAUCAACGUAUAAAGAAGAUAUUAACAGAGAUAGCAGAUGAUCUUGACGAAGACUCUAAAACCACAGAGAUUAGGAGUCAGAAUGAAACGACAAAAGCAAAAGAAGACUUUUCAAUUGAUGCCAAAGCUGAGGAACAUGGUGAAUCUACUCAAAUAUCUGUACCGUUUUCAGUUGUGAAUAUAGAACUUGAAACCACUGAAGAUGUUGGUGUUGGAGACAUUGAAGAAGCUUCUCCAGAGAAACUUGAUGAGAUCACUCAAGAUUCAAGUUCUGGUUAUACUGUAAGAAGGGAGCUUGAGCAACUUGUCUCUAAGAAGCAUUUGGGGUCAGAGAACUUGGCUCUGUUAAGCAAUUUCCUUGUGAAGCAUCCUUCUCUUUGUUUAGCAGACGAUACCAUGAGUGAGAAAUACAAGGGCUUUGCCUACACUUGUCUGGCUGAGCUUUUGAAGUUUCUCCAAAGCCAUAGUGUGUUUGAUAUGUUGGGGUCAAGCCACUCUGAAUUUGUUGAAUUGUUAAAAGAUCUGCGUAAUUGUGGUUUCAAUAAGGAUUGGUUGGAUCAUGUUGAAAGACUCAAGCUACUUUGAUUCUGCAUUUGGAGGAUCUUAAGCAUCAACUUCAGGAACAUGAUCAGGCUCAAAGUUUCCAAGUCAGAACUACUUUUACCACCAACUUGGCUAUCUUAUAUUAUAUUAUUCUUCCGUUUCUUUCUCUAUUAAUAUAUGUUUG